GGAGUCCUCUCUGAUAAACUGAUAUGGCUGCUGCACUUUGGAAACCUAAAUCUGUGGACUCAGGCUUGUGGAUCCUCCUCCUGCUCCUCAGCAUCCUUCCUGCAGCAAGGGCAGUAGUUGGGCACAGAGAGCCGUUGCCAGAUGAUACUAAAGACAAUAUCACCAUUUUCACCGAAAUCCUUGACAGGCUGUUGGAUGGAUACGACAACAGGCUACGUCCUGGGCUAGGAGAGAGCGUGACAGAAGUGAGGACGAACAUCUACGUGACCAGUUUUGGGCCCGUGUCAGAUACAGACAUGGAAUACACCAUCGAUGUCUUCUUCCGCCAAAGCUGGAGGGAUGAGAGGCUGAAGUUUGACGGGCCUAUGCAGGUUUUACCCCUCAACAACCUCCUGGCAAGUAAAAUCUGGACUCCUGAUACAUUUUUCCACAAUGGGAAGAAGUCAGUGGCCCACAAUAUGACGACUCCAAACAAACUGCUACGGCUAGUGGACAACGGCACGCUGCUUUACACAAUGAGGUUGACCAUUCAUGCCGAGUGUCCUAUGCACCUGGAGGAUUUCCCGAUGGAUGCACACGCCUGUCCUUUGAAAUUUGGAAGUUAUGCUUACACCAACAACGAGGUGAUCUACCUGUGGACUCAGGGAGACGAGCGGUCCGUCGCUGUGGCAGAGGAUGGCUCCAGGCUCAACCAGUAUGACCUACUGGGACACGUAAUUGGCAAAGAAACCAUCAGUUCCAGCACAGGAGAAUAUGUAGUGAUGACAACAUAUUUUCAUUUGAAAAGGAAAAUUGGCUAUUUUGUGAUUCAAACCUACCUCCCGUGCAUCAUGACUGUCAUUCUGUCUCAAGUCUCCUUCUGGCUAAACAGAGAAUCUGUUCCUGCCCGCACUGUAUUUGGGGUCACCACUGUCCUAACCAUGACCACCCUGAGCAUCAGUGCUAGAAACUCCCUUCCUAAGGUGGCCUAUGCCACGGCCAUGGACUGGUUCAUGGCUGUGUGCUAUGCCUUUGUCUUCUCUGCCCUGAUUGAGUUUGCCACAGUCAACUACUUCACCAAGCGCAGCUGGGCAUGGGACGGCAAAAAAGAGGGCAUGGAAAUAAGGGAUGAGGACUGCUCCGGAUAUUCUCCUGACCUGGCUGUCCACAUAUGCACCUCACAGCGGGAGUCUAUCCGUGUCAGACAGGAGGGGGGCGGGGGGUCUCCUGAGGAACCGUUUCAGGCUAACAUGGCCAGGAUUAAAGAUAUGAGGAGAGAAUCGUCGACUUUGUCCAAAAAGGCAAACAACACCUUCAACAUUGUCGGAACCACGUACGCCAUCAACGUGGCUAAAGACCAGGGUCUAACCACCAUUUCCAAGAGUGCCCCCGCACCAACCCCCAAACACCACUAUCUGCAUAGAAUGGAUGACCCCUACACGGAGGCCAAGAAGUCCUACAACCGUGUCAGCAAAGUGGACAAGAUAUCACGCAUUAUUUUCCCUGUUCUGUUCUUCAUCUUCAACUUAGGCUACUGGGCCACAUAUGUCAACAGAAAGCCCGCCAUCAUGAAGGCAAACAACCUAAACUGAGUCCGACCAAACCCUAGACUAGAUCUGUUAGUGGUGGAGAGUAGACAGGUUUGCAGGAGGCCAGUCCAUAACAUCUUAUCGUGUGUGUGUGUCUGAAUGUGUGUGCGCAUGUUUUGUGUGUCUGUUUUUUCCUCGAGCGUUUGAUAUUUUGCACGUCUGUAUAGAUGGAAGGCAAAUUUUAACAUACAGUAGACACACCUCGGAGGGAGCACAUCGUCACAUCAGACUGUUUUUGUGUAGCGUUUCUUUUCUCCACACUUAGCUCUGGCCCUGUUCCCCUUGUUGUGACUAACCAAGUGAUCCUCUGCUGUAUCUUGACUGCUUGCUGUUUUGUAGAGUAGUCAAUCUGUGUUUUCACUAUGUUUUGACAUGUUGGCGCCUUGCUUAUAAUAAGUUAGAGCGAGCAUGCCUUUGAAGUUUUCAUUGUGGCUCAUUACCGCUGAUAAGGUUCUGACACAUCCAUCGAGUUAACAUGCAUGCGCGCGCACACACACACACACAGUGAUGCACUGGAAAAAACGCCUUCGGUUGCUGCACUGGGCUCCAGGGCGGCCUGUAUAGGUUCUAUAGGAACAUCAUUAAUAAUCGUCAGUGUCUGGCCUGAAUCUCAACAAACCCGACGCAGUACCACGGGGAUUGCUUUGGCGUCCCAUGGGGGCUGCCUGCACAUUUUAUAGUCCAGUGGCUCUUAUUGUUUUAACUGGCUGAGUAUGUUCAAUGACAGAGAAGCUAUGUGCCUUGGUGAAUAAACACACAUGAUAAAGGAGAAGGCUCUGACACGCUAACACGUACACAUAAUGUCUGUGUGUAUGUUACAUACCAACUGGUGUCCACAGGCUCCGCACACCGCAGUAUGUGGCUCUCCUCCACCAACCCCUCCUCGGCCCUUGGGCAUGGGCACCCGGUGUAAAAUUGCCCAUUAGUGUGGAAGGUUAAUAGACCUCUGCCUGUGAAAAGAUGAAGCAAAGAGAUUAAAGGCUCCACGGUAGUCCAGAACAAUUAUCACGUGCAUUUAUGUUUUGGCUAACUGGUGCGAUAUCUCCAUGAGCAGAGUGGUCCAAAACUAACUACCACCAUUACCUCAAACAGGAGUUUUGAUUCUGAAUAGGAGUUUAUUUCUGUGGAAAUACAAUUAACACAAGAUGUUUAAUACUUUAAAGCCUACACACUCUUUUCUUCACAUGAGUUGUAUUUCUUUGCUUCUCUGCAUCUGUAGCCAUUUUUGACCCUAGUUUGAUUUUUUUUUUUUUUUCUGCCUUCUGUCAAGAUUUGGUUUCACGUUGAACUUUCGCCUUUUUCUACUUGUUUGUGUGAUGUGAAUUGGUAUCGAUUUGAUUGUCUACAUAUGCUGUACUUUUCUUGUGUUUUGCUGUAGACAACAAAAGGCCAAUACAGUAUGUCUUCACAAACUUUGGCGAUACUUUCAUCACUGGAGAUUAUAACCCUGAAAAAUGCUUUCAAAUCUGGAAAUGACAACAGAGGAAUGCCUGAUCCCUACAACACUAAACUAAUUAAGUUAAUUAUCUAUUCAGUACCAAUGAAAUGCAAAAUUAAAGGUACAAAAAUGAUCACUUUCCAAAAAAAACUAUCCAUAAAUCCGAUACGUCUCCAGUUGUGGUGACUGUCUCCAACUUUUCUUUUCUGUUUGUUAAGUGAAAUCUGUGUUUCUGUUACGUGUUGGAUUUUGUUUCGUGUUUUAACACAGAUGUUUUAUGAUUCUAAAAUUAUGUCUGUUUCUUUUAUUCACCGGAUGCACUCUGGAUCUUUUUCAUUAUAUUGAGCGUAGACUCUUUGAUGAACACUGUACUUUAGACGCCAACAUGCAGUGGAUCUGUUCAAACUGUGUCUUCAGUGGUAAGCAUAGAAGAAUGAGUGGACUGUGUUGUUGCCUCUUCACAAAAAGGUGUUAAUAACACGAAACAUGUACAAUGUAUCAGUCAUAGGUUAAUGCAUGACAAUCUGUACACGUGUAUGUCUGCAACCUCCAAUAAUGGUGUUUGUCGCACUAAAAUAGGGCUUAGUAUUAAUGUUUCUGUACUCAUGACUAACACAUCACUUCAGCAUCAUUGGCAUAAACGCACUUACAGUAAACAUGUUGGUUGUGCUAACAGUUUACAGCUAGCACGGCGCUCUGAAACUGUUUUUACCCUCGUCUAGUAGUACAGAGCGUAGGAUUAUUAUAGUGGACUAUCACAUACUCACACCCCUGGCUCUGCUUUCAUUUCAGUUACAAAUAUUGUAAAACAAAAGGAGAAAAAGAAUGAAUGUGCUUGAUUUAGUUCUUAACUUGGAGAUCACUUUUCAAACUAGUAAUUGCAAGCUCAGCCGAGGCAAACAACAUGAAGGGUCUUUUUUCAUUUUUCUUUUCAAAACCUAAUAUUAAAAAGAAUGAUAAGAUAUUUAUUUCUUAUCUGUUUUAUUAGGAUUCAAAGUUCAUCAGUCCCACUAACUACACUUUUGCACUGAUUCGAUUAUAUUUGACAUGUUAGUUCAUUAUACAUUGUAAGAGACAGAUCAUUUUACCAUUGAAUCAUAUCAAAACAUGUCUAAAAAUCAUCUUUCCUCAAGCUAAAGACACCACAAAGAGACUUCUGCUAACCAGAGAUCUGACCUACUAAAGGAACAGCAUGACUAGCCACUGGUAAACUCUCAAACAAUGGCCGAUCUAAAACGUAAUAAAUCAUGACAUCAUCAUCUCUGGAUGAGAUUUGUGAGCACCUCAUAAAGUUUCAUACCCACGUCAGAAUAAUAAUUACAAACCAGGUGAACAUGUCCCUGUUAAAUACUGAUACUAAAUGUGUCUACUUAUUUUAUAUCAUGUGAAGUUAAUCAGUCAUCAGCAGCUGACAGUAUGACAUUUAGAACAAAAUAUAUUUCAUGAUCUGGCAAAAUGGUUCCUACUUUGAAGCAUUCUGUCUCUUUUUCAGACUUGAUUUUUAUAUUUCUGUCUUAAACAAACUGAGUCAUGAUAUAUAUCAGCUGAGGCUGUCCAAAGCCUGCUUGUUGCAGCUAAUUCAGAAUCUGAUGACAGCAAGUGCUAAUGUUUAUGCAGGAGUCCUUUGAGUAAUGUGAUCAAGGUUCUGUAGGUUAAAAGUUACGAGAAGACGCAGCAGCAGCCAUAUUGUUGAGGUACAUUUGUGUUAUAACUGAAGGUCAUGAGUGACACAAUCAGUAAGUAAAUAUCACCACUACACACACGCCUCUAGUCGGUUCACUUAUCCAGUAUCUCAUGGAAAUUUCAUGUGUGUUCAGUUGUUCUAAUAUCAGUGCCAAAAAUGACACCAAUAAUGCCUAACUCUCAGUAUUAGCAUGUAGCCCCCCCCCCCACCCCCAUCCAAAAAAAAGAUUUGUUUCUUCUUUUCAAAACAGAAGCCCACUCAGCAGCGAUUAUACUAGUAGAGAGGGCAACAUCAGUUAAAGCUAGAAAACUAUCAGUGUUUGCAUAUUUUAUAAUUAGACAGACACAAAUGGAAUUUGUUUCAGUGUUAAGAUUCUCUCAAUGAGCUGAGCCAGUUAUCGAUAUUGGAGAGGGGAAAAAAAUCUGAUACCGAUAUAUCGGCCAAUAUAUUUCUUUAAACUAUGAAAUCUGUAGAGAUAGACAUACACAUGUAUUGGCUGAUUGUCCAAAUGGGAAUCAAACGCUUGUGGAAAAGAUAUAUAACAAAGACAAAAUGGUCACUCGACUGGAAAGUAACUGUGCCUGUUCGUGACAUCCUGGAGAGUGAUAAAAAAACAAUGGUUGUAAUCCAUAUAGCGCCCUCUGCUGGUGACAGAAAAGUGUUAGUGUAAUACAAUGAAACUCAAAUGAAAUGCUAUUUGACUGGCGAAUAAAUCUGUUAAAUUAUGGCAAAUAUCUGCGAUAAAAUAGCCGAGACAGAUAGUCACUGGAUAAGCUAAUAUUGGCUGAUCCAUUUCCUGAAAAUCUUUUAGAUUUAUGUAUUUUUUGCAAGAUGGCGUUCAUUGUUCACAUACAUUUAAAGUCUGCCAGUCAUUAAAAAAAAAAAGGGAGAAAAAACACUUUCAGAGCCACACGACCACAACCUCUCUGCAGCUCAACUACAGUAGAAUCUCUGUCAUCCAAACUGCUCACACUGACGGCUAGAGAAACAUGCCAGAUUGCAAAAACAAGUGGCUGUAAAAGAAGAAAUGAUAUUUAGAAAAGUACUGUUAAAGAAUGUGCAUGUAAAAAUGUCAUAUUGAGUGAAGAGUUUGUGGUAAUUCAGGGUGUUAUUCCUGAGCGGUUUUGAUAAAACAGGACUCUACUGUAUUGUUGCCAUUUAGCUUUGGUUAUUAUGGUGUUUUUAUUUGUGUGGUAAAUCUUUUCCUCACAGGGCCAGAGUUAAAUUCAGCAGAAACAUGUCAUCCUAUAAGAUACAGUAUAUUAAGAGCAUAUGACUAUAUGGAUAUAUUUAUGCUAUUCCGUACAGCAUUAAAUAUUAUAUAUGUUUUAUACGACAUAAUCUCUACAGCAUUCAUGCAAAUCUCUUGAUGGGUAGAAAGCCUUAGACAAAUAGACAAACUGAAGAAAUUAUUAUUAACUAAAUGGCAACAAUUCUAAUUAGUCAGAAUAGUGUUUCCAAGUUGUGAAUUUGUAUAUAUUGUGAAUUCAAUGCCAAUAGUUUUUGUGAAUAUUGAUAUGUCACGUCAUUUAUUUUUACAUCUGAUAAGUACCGCUGUCUUACAUUGAGCUCUGUAACACUGAGUGUUAUGGUAUUUUACAGACGUACAGUAGAGGUAUUAUUCAUUGAGCUCCGUACCAGAUCAGUACCUUGUGUGCACUUUUCAAACCUAACUGUGAAUUAGCAGAUGACUGCGAGCGGAGUCGUACACGCUGUGUUCUCUCUCCAGAAAUUUCACUGCAUGUCCCCGCGCGUUGAGAGAUCAGAGACUUCCUCCACAAAGACAGCUCUGGGAACAUAGUGGACUCUUGUGUUAUUGUUGGGAAGUGGCUCUCUACAGUGUAUGCUCAGUGACUGGACUCUGUAUGUUGCCCUCUCUCGUUCAUGUUCUUACUGUCUGACAUGUAGCGAAUGGAAAUGGGGAUUAAAAAGGACGUUGUAUUUUG
This is a messenger RNA of Labrus mixtus (cuckoo wrasse), 6636 nucleotides long. RefSeq names its product gamma-aminobutyric acid type A receptor subunit alpha3 (gene gabra3). Gene Ontology annotation, molecular function: benzodiazepine receptor activity; GABA-A receptor activity; GABA-gated chloride ion channel activity. The transcript has 11 exons. The record is from RefSeq and is a predicted model, not a curated record. Lineage: Eukaryota; Metazoa; Chordata; Actinopteri; Labriformes; Labridae. Gene Ontology annotation, biological process: gamma-aminobutyric acid signaling pathway; nervous system process; monoatomic ion transmembrane transport. Bases 24 to 1571 code for a protein of 515 amino acids. Gene Ontology annotation, cellular component: neuron projection; postsynapse; synapse.